AUGCUAGGGAAGAUGGUAGCCAAUGAGGUACAGCACUGGGGUGCGAUGCUGUUUGAUUUCUACCAUGUCCGACGUAUGCAUGAUUUUGGUGGGUUGCAGUCGACAUCGACUGGGAGUAAGUGGAUGAAAGCAAGCGGAGAGGAUUACACAAAGGAGGAGUUGCAGCUUGUGGAGGAGGAGGAAGAUCUGAAAGAGAGCUUCCCUUGUGAUAUCGCGAAGCUUGUUGAGGAUGUUGAAAUGAGGAUCUCAAAGACAUUGAGUGAGUCUGAGGGGGAAAGAAAAAAGGAGGGAUUUAUUCGUCCUGAGCCGUUCGACACGACCUUCAAUUCUUUGCCGAUUCUUCAACAACGUCUUCCACUACACCUUCUGCCAACGACUCUCUAUGUUCAUGACCAGUUCCGUUUGCUUCAAGUUCGAGAUGGCCACUUCAAGGAACACCAUCCUCAACCAUGGUCUUCAAAACCCGACAUAGUCCACGCCUAUAGCCAUAACGCCUCUCCCGCUGGCAGAGAGAAGAUGGAAAAGGAACAAGAGAAACUGAUCUCAGACCGUGAGGUCGAGGAAGCUCUUCGGAAGGGUGCUAAGCUUGAAGAACAUUCUUCAGCAUUAGCACUCUAUGGACAGCCUCAUCCCUGGAUCAACCAAACCCUGGGUAUACGCAAUGCACGAGCCUUCCUCUCUUCCCAGUUCUGCCGAAGAAGCCCAUCUGCACCUCUCGCCUUCCCACCUGGCGGGCAAAGGGAAUCACUCUUUCGCUUAUCACACAGAGUGGGACAUCCCACGCGACCUCCUCGUCCCAGACGUCCUCUGCAGACAAUGCGUCAUUGA
This is a messenger RNA of Laccaria bicolor S238N-H82, 828 nucleotides long. RefSeq lists its product as uncharacterized. The record is from RefSeq and is a predicted model, not a curated record. Lineage: Eukaryota; Fungi; Basidiomycota; Agaricomycetes; Agaricales; Hydnangiaceae. The coding region runs from base 1 to 828 and encodes 275 amino acids. The transcript has 2 exons.